Messenger RNA from Pieris napi, 1186 nucleotides. RefSeq lists its product as uncharacterized. NCBI's taxonomy places the organism in Eukaryota, Metazoa, Arthropoda, Insecta, Lepidoptera, Pieridae. The record is from RefSeq and is a predicted model, not a curated record. The transcript has 3 exons. Bases 103 to 672 code for a protein of 189 amino acids.
UUGUAUAGAGAUUACGCAGAAUCAUUCCGAUCCCUACCUCCUCGCGAAAUAGCCGUUUAAUUAAAGCACGAACAAUAUAUAACAUAUCGUGUAUUGGCAAAUAUGAUUUAUUAUAAUAUAUUAUUUGUAAUAUUUGUGCUUAGUGUGAAAUCAGCGAGAAUAUCAAAAGAUACAAUUGGUUUUCCGGAAUCUGAAGAGAAUGUUAAUUUAGUAAAUAGAGAGGAUCGUCAUCCAAUUUAUUUGCCAUCAUUAUGCGGUGAAAACGAACUUUAUUAUCCCGGAGAUCAAAAGGACGACUGGAUAUGCGAUUGUAGGCCUGGCUACUUAUACUAUCCAGAAAAGAACUCCUGCUGGCCGGCAUUCAGACGUGGUCCAUGCUCCAGCGAUGAGCACUUAGUUUUACGUAUCAACUCUGUGAUACCAAUCUGUGUCACCAAUCCGUGCGCCGAUGGAUUUGUGAUGUGGAAGGGCAGAUGUGAGCGCCUCGGUUCCACAGGCCCCUGCCCAAACGAGUUUCCUCCCGCUGUUCUAUGGAUCAAUGCUACAACAAUUACAGUUGAAUGUAUAGCUCUUAAUUUUGACAACAGAUACGAUAUAUAUACGUCAACAGAAAUGUGUCUCCCGGGUUGUAAGAGACACGUACAAAGUAUGUGUGUGCCGCGUAUUAUGUAAAUAUGUAUUAUUAGUAUAAAGGAAAGAAAUAGUGUUAAUAUUUAUUGUAGCGUAUAAAACGAUGACUAAUGAUUUAUAACGUAUUGUAUUUUGUAAUCCUUAUAGAACCGCGUGCAAGUAGGCGUCUAGUCUGUUGCCAUGGCGACCGGAAUUUGUAUACUUGCAUCGAGCUUUGUUGUUCUCUGUGAAUUUAUUACAUUCAUUAUUAAUUAAGAGUUAAUACGUUUAUAUGUAGAGAUAACGAGUGAUAUAAAUAAAAUGAUGAUAUGGAGAUUAUUGUUGUGGUAAGUUUUAUGCAGAUAUUAGAAUUUGAGCAUAGAAUUAUCUGAUAACGAAUAUGAUACAGUCGAAUAUAUUAUAUUGUUUAUCUUAAGGAUGUUUGGAGUUCAUCCUAAACGCGAAUACAUAUAUAUAUGUGAACAGUGUAAGUGAUAAAAGUAGGUUCGUUUGACGGAAUCCCAGUUUUCCGUAAUAUUUUUUAAUAAAUUAUUAAUGAAAUAAAUUUAAAAUUUUA